This is a messenger RNA of Entrophospora sp. SA101, 135 nucleotides long. NCBI's taxonomy places the organism in Eukaryota, Fungi, Glomeromycota, Glomeromycetes, Entrophosporales, Entrophosporaceae. The record is from the annotation of a GenBank genome assembly.
AUGAAGACGUCUUUUAUUUUAUUUGCAAUUGGAAUUGUAACUUUAUUUUCUACUUCAACUAUGGCUACUCCGGUUGCUGAAGCAGAACCUCCUAAAUUCACAGAUUCUAAAGGAAAUGUCAUUUUGAUGGAUUAA